AUGGGGAAGCAUCCGGUGCAGAUGAGAGCAGUGGUGUACUCGCUGUCGCCGUUCCAGCAGAAGGUGAUGCCUGGGCUGUGGAAGGACUUCACCGGCAAGAUCCACCACAAGGUCUCCGAGAACUGGCUCAGCGCCACUCUCCUUCUCGCUCCUCUCGUCGCCACCUACACGUAUGUGCAGCAAUACCAAGAGAAGGAGAAGUUGGAACACAGGUACUGA
Prunus armeniaca (apricot) is the source of this 219-nucleotide messenger RNA. The record is from the annotation of a GenBank genome assembly. Lineage: Eukaryota; Viridiplantae; Streptophyta; Magnoliopsida; Rosales; Rosaceae.